AGGUAUAUUGUAUAUACCUGGCGCACUCAAGCGCGGAGCUCAGGUAGACUUUGUUAUUCGUAAGGGGGGCAAUUUAUACUCUCUGCGUGGUUUGCAUUGUAGGGUAAUUAGCCUGAUAAUGGAACUAAGCGGAUUCAACUCUACGAAAUUACUACGAUUUACAAGUGACAAAAUAGUUUUGAAUGUUUGCAUGUGUUGAACAUUCGGUUGUUCGGAGAAAAGAAAAUUGCAGUCAUAGAAGGAAGGUGUCCUUGGAAAUUCAGAUAAAAACAUUUUUCAACUGUGGAUUUCAAUUUUAAAAAGUCGUGAAAUUAUUUUUGUCUUUAAAUGUUCGGGAGAAAAUUUAGAUUAUACGCCAGGCUUUUCGAGUUUUGAUUGGAGUAUUCAAAUAAUUAUUUCACGGGUAUUUCAACUUGUGUAUUGGACGAAAAGCGAGUAAUUAGAGAUUUUUUCCCCAGUAGAGGAUUUUCACCUGCCGUGGAAAUUAACUUUAUGGAGGAAUAACUGACAUUGUCUACAGUCGGUUCAGGAAUUGAUUUUUCUUUACCAGGAAUUCAUAGCGUUUGGAAAUCGAUUUGACCUUUUUUCUGAAUGAACAGGAAAUAUCUCACAGGAUAUAACCUUUAAAAUGUUGCCAAGCUUGGAAUGAUACCCACCGUAGCCUCGUUAUGGUCAGUUCACAAACGUCUCAAGGUCACCUAGAGCAGAACUCGACAAUGUGUGAAGUGAGUGAAUCGAAUCAAGAUAUCCGGGAUCCUCCUCGAAUUUUUGGCAAACCGCCGGCAGGACUACAUCGACCUGUGCAAGACAAUGAAAAUGAACCCGUUUCUUCACGUACCAAAGGCGACCUCACCAAAUUAACAGUGUCUCCUCGUGUCGAGCUAAUGUUAAACAAUGAACUUUUCAAGAAAUACCUCAGCAGACACGGUAAUUUAUUAGAAAAGAUGGCUCAUAGACAAGGACGUAGCAGAGGGACUUUAAAGAAAGCGUUUUCCAACCUUGAUCUUUCCAAAAUUGACCUCGAGGAGGAACUUCAGUCUACUGAUAAAAUGAACAGGUCGUUGAAACUGAAAACAGACGGUAAACAGAACGAGGUAACUGGAAAAGAUUCAGUCAGCGUAUGCUCCUUGCCCUCCCAAAAUCCAGCAACAAUAAGAACGAAAAGGUCACAGUCACUUACCGGAACUAAUGAUCCUCAUUUUAAUGAGCUUCAACAAGCGUUGAAAAUAGAUGAGGAAACAGCAAAUGCUCGGUCAAAAUCAAGAAGGUCAAAGUUCUUUAUGCCAAGUUUUGAAGAAUUCAAAAAAUCAAGAAAAGAAAAAUUAAAAAAGGGACAAGAAUAUGUAAAGGAUGUGUUACGAAACAAGGAAAACAUUCCCCAUUCUUUUAUAACCAAUCUAAACAAGUGUGCAACCACUGUGACUUCCUCUCGAAAAUUGCCGAAGGAACCAGUCGCGAAAGAAAGCACUACGCAAAAAGGAAUUGUUGUCGAGGAUGCUUUGAAAAAAGAAACAGAGGUGGAGACAUUCUCAAAAACUCUUCAACAACCAACAUCACAUGAAAGAUUCCACAGAAAAUUGCCAAAUUUAGAAAAUUUGUCAGUAAUUAGUAACAAGUCUAGUCAACAGAACUGUGAUGUGUCUGACUCCCAUGGGAAGUCUGAAGAAAACCAAAGAAUUGAUGAUACCCAUUUAACACAAUCAACUUCUAGAAAAGAAAGGUUGAAAGGUAGUGAAUCAUUUUGCACAAGAUCACCUGAGGUUUCCAUUUGCUCACCGAGGCGUUCCAAAAGUUUGAAAACGAAAGGAAAAGAUUUCAAGUUAGAUUGUCCAAAGUCCAACACCGAAGAUGUUGAUCCUCUCGAACUUUCUACGGAUGGAAAUACUGUGUAUGCUACUUUAAACAUAUUUUCAACGGAUAUGGACUUAGCAGCACAUACUACAGACACCGAAGACGAUGAUGAACAUCUUAAAGAUUCUCCAAAUGAUUGUCAGACCGCAAAUCAUUGUGACUGCUGUGUUAGAAAAAAGCAUCAUAACUGUUAUGAAGAUCUCUCUCUAAAAGAUGCUAAUGUACUGAAUUCAAAAACAGGAUCUAGUCCUUAUGGUAACAAGGCUCCAAACAGAGAUUUGCAACAUGGGGAGACUGAAAGUGGUAAUGGUCGAAUUAUUCUCCGAGCAACACGAAAACGCAAACUCCUAAGCAAGCAAAGAAAACCGAAAACAGACGGGAUUAACACAGGUCUUUCAACAGUCAGAACAUGGCCGAAACUUUGUUCAGUCCAAUCCGUCGACACAGUGACACGGAUUCAUGUGAAGAAAGCGGAGAAGCCUCCUUCGAUACACAUACCACUGAAUAGGUCCCAAAGUUGUGAAGUGUUCAAUUUCAACAAUUUUAGUCCUUUCUCCCCUGGAACGUUUUCGUUUCCAAAUAGUCCGAGCGAAAUAGCCUCAUUCAGUUUUCCAUCUACGGAUAGCUCUAAUCCUGGUUCGGAGAUCGACAUGUCCACAAUUGAACAAGAGAAAAUAUGCACAGCCAUAGAGAGAACCAACUCAUUUCAAUCAGAUUCAAAGCUCUUUGUGUCUCGAUCAACUUCUGACGUCACCACAGAUUCUCAAAGAAAAAGGCGAGAACGGAAACCCCGUCCUUAUAAAAGCGACCCCUUUAACGGUUCAACUAAGUUGAUAGAUGCCAAACUGUCCCAAAACUUAGUGAGGAAUAACUUCAUCUCAUCAAAAGAUUCGGAUGACAGAGACUAUUUGUCACUAGAGGAUGUUGAAGAGGAGAGGAAUCUUUUCGGAGCUAAGCCUUACCAUGAAAAUAGUCAUCGUCUGAGUAACAUAAGUGACGUCAGCACGGACAGUGGUGUCAUUGGACCGGACAGUAUCCCUGAUGCCCCACCAAGUCCAUCCAGUAGUAUCUUUAGUCAAACUAGUCUGUUCGGGGGUUCAGAGGGACAAACGUGUACCGACAUAGACGAGAAGAAUUUUGGAGACUCGGAAUAUAACCAAGAAAAACACGAAAAAGAACGUAAAGAAACCAUUCUGGAGAUAAGAGACACAGAGAUCAAUUAUGGUAGAGACCUGAAAAUCCUAAAAGAGGAGUUUUACAAACCGAUGAAAAACAAUGGUCUUUUGACGUCUGAGCAGCUAGAAGAUAUUUUUCAAAACCUGGAAGACCUAAUCGAGGUCAACAAGCAGUUUACUGAUCGUCUGCAUCAGACAGUGGAGGCCGCACUGGUAGCAGGCGACGAGCUUCUCACCACAGUUGUCAUUGGCGACUUGUUUUUAAAAUCGACCAACUUAAUCUACACAUUUGAACACUACUGUGUGAAUCAGAGCCAGGCGACGAUUCUACUGGAGCAACUAGAGAGAGAAAAAGACAUAUUGAGAAUAUUUUUGCAAGUGUGCCAAGAUGAACAUCCAAUUCUGAGGAGAAUGCAUUUAAAAUCGUUCUUGAUGGUUCCAGUGCAAAGAAUAAUGAAAUACCCGUUAUUGUUGGAGCGCUUGUACAGAGCUACGUCUUCAAAUCACCAUGACAAAGAUGCAAUACUGAACGCAAAGAACAAAAUUGAGAAAAUCCUGGAACAGAUCAACUCGAGAACACGAACGGCUAGUCAAGUUCGAUUGGCAAAAAGAAAGUCUGCGGAUAAAAAAUACACCGUGACAGAGAAAAUAGAAGUGACAAGGAUUGCGAUGGAGUUAUUGGGUUGGCACAAGCAGGAUGUGUGCGAUAUUUUGACAAGUCAGAUGCAAGUGGCACCAUUAUUAAAUGAUCAAAACUGGGCAUCAAAGCGCCUGCGCAACAUUAAGUUUACUUCUGUUCACGCAGUGCUGUUGACACUUGGACAGGGAGAACUUCUCCACGCAGAAGAGGAAUGUUUGUUGUUUCCAAAGAGAAGUCAAGUGAUUCAAGCUGCUAUAGUUUUGAUCAAGGAGAAAAAUGGAAAAUUCCAAACGUUUCGAGAACCAUUUCUACUGAAUCGCUGUAUCAUAAAUGUAGACAAAGAUAUGGAAGACAUUUUUGAAGUCAUGGAACUCAAUAAAGAAUCCUGUUUGUUUAAGAGUGAAGAUUCCAACCUUUUCAAAUUGUGGCUCCAGAACAUAAAACAACAGACGUUCGACUUGGGGACAUGGAGAAAGCGUAGAAACGCACUACCGAACAUUAUGAUUAAGCACUUGGUAUGAACCCAGUGACAAAGUCAUUCAAGGGUUCACAUUUUGCGGUCGUAUUCUUGCACCGUAAACUUGUUGCACAUACGAUGUGUGAUAGUGCAAUAGAAAUGCAUGCAUUGCAACCAUUCCCUGCUUAAGUACGCAGCAAACAGAUUUCCACAGGGAAGCGUCGCAGUUCUGUAUAACUGUAGAGAGGUGGGCGCCGCAGACGACAGGUGCGAUUUUUGGUGUGAACACCUGCAAUCAGAGCGCACAUGCUACAGACAACCUCUGAUAUUGACGAGUUAGCACAGAUAAUAAUGCUUAGUUCUCCACUAACUAGGUGUUAAUUGCGACUGAAUUUGGUUGACCUUUUUCUGUAUUCCCAAGUGCCAUUUGACCUGUGAUAUUGAUUCGAUUUGCUUUGGACAAUCAAUUGGUAAAUACAUGCUAAUAUUGAAAUCUCUACCUAAGAGUAAAAAUUAAAAGUUUUGCAUUUUCUCUAGGUAAAUCAUUUUCAUUGUUUUACUAACUGAAAACCGUGUUUAAGAACUAGGUUUGUUGGAUGAAUGGGGCACCUGCGCUCUCAAUGUUUCAUAAGAUAUGACUGUGAUAUUCUGUAAAGAUGAUACUGAAAUCGAUACAGAAGUGUGAAACUUUAAUAUAUGAAUUAUAGUUUUAUAUUUACUCUCUUUAAACAUUUGCAUUGUUGUACACUGUGUUUACAAACUACAUUUGUUGGAUGUUUGGGGCACCUGUGCUCUCAAUGCUUUAUAAAACAUGACUGUGAUAUUCUGUUAUUGUAUAGAUAUUUCGUUAUUUGGUGCUUUUGGUAUUUUUAAAAAAAUAUUAAUACUUGUUACAUGAUAUGUUUAAAAAAUAUCUCACGUGGUUGUUAACAAAUUGUCAAGAUAAUGUGUUUGCAUAUACUAAUACUAUUAUAGGUUCGCCAACAAUUGCAUUUGCAUGAUAAGUUGAGAAAAUCGUUCAUUUGAUUUUUAGCUCCUCUCAUUUCUAAAAAAUAUCAUCGUAUAGAUGAAAGAAAAACGAAACGUUAAACUAGAUAAUCUCUAGUUGAUAUUUUACUCACAUUCUUCAAAACGUCUGUUCACAUCGAAGUUUUAAAAAAAUCGAUCUUAUGUAAGGAGAUUAACAUGUGAAUUUUAAGUAAUUUGACCAAAAAUCCAUGCCUUUUUUCUGCAAAUUCUGUUAAGGAAAUUUUGCCAUUGUUUUCUUUAUACGCAUCGCUUUAAAAUAUCUAUAUAGAUGUUGUUUUGUUUCGUUUGGAUUCCAAGGCAAUAAGACGACGGUUUAUUAAAAAAUACCAUACGUUGCCCGAAAACCUGUACGCAUCCUAUUGAUCGCUUAUAGCGGAUAUGAACAAGAUUGGAUUGACAAGGAACAAUUCCCCAGAGACCAACCUGCUAUAAAAUCAAAUAACGUUGGGUCAAUGUUUAUCAAUGCUAACAUAUGAUUUUCUGUAUGAAAUGUAAUUUGCAUUGUUACAAAAAUAUUCAUGUUAUGCCAUUAGUGUAAGAAUAAUAUCGUGGAGGCAAAACUUUCUUGUGAACAGUCGAUUCAAUGUGGUAAUGAACAUGUAACAAAAUUUGUGCGCACAUUCACAGUACAGAAAUAUUUGCUCAUUUAGUGAGAAAUAAAUGCAAAAUACAUA
Molecule: messenger RNA, 5826 nt
Organism: Ostrea edulis (European flat oyster)
Lineage: Eukaryota; Metazoa; Mollusca; Bivalvia; Ostreida; Ostreidae
Exons: 15
Coding region: 669-4187 (1172 amino acids)
Biological process (GO): positive regulation of Rho protein signal transduction
Molecular function (GO): guanyl-nucleotide exchange factor activity
Source: RefSeq, a predicted model, not a curated record